Messenger RNA from Mucor velutinosus, 426 nucleotides. Its product is annotated as Dynamin-like GTPase that mediates homotypic ER fusion. The transcript is spliced from 3 exons. Lineage: Eukaryota; Fungi; Mucoromycota; Mucoromycetes; Mucorales; Mucoraceae. The record is from RefSeq and is a predicted model, not a curated record. Bases 1 to 426 code for a protein of 141 amino acids.
AUGACUAAGUUUGUUUCAUGUGAAGCCACAGAGGAAACACCACCAACGAAAGAAAAAGAAAAAGAAGAAAAAGAAAAAAAGCGCAACAAGGCAAACAUCAUGAAUGCAUUAUCACGAGAAAGGAAAGAUAGACCAGAGGACGAGCAUGCAUCAAAGACAGUAAACCAGGAAGGACCAUAUCAGCAGCAGCAGCAGCAGCAACAACACCAGCACCAUAGAGAAACCAACGAACGAGACGCCACCAGCAGAGACCAACCAGAUAACAAGCAUACGGCAAAGACAAUAGACCAGGAAGCCCCAGAUUAUCAACAACACCAGCAGCAACAGCAACAGCAACAGCAACAGCAACACCAGCAGCAAAAACAACAGCGUAGAAAACCCGAAGAACGAGUGGCACCAGAGACCAAACAAAGACUAACGAAGUAG